This is a messenger RNA of Frankliniella occidentalis (western flower thrips), 2138 nucleotides long. Its product is annotated as elongation of very long chain fatty acids protein 4-like. Gene Ontology annotation, molecular function: fatty acid elongase activity. The transcript is spliced from 7 exons. Bases 204 to 1112 code for a protein of 302 amino acids. Lineage: Eukaryota; Metazoa; Arthropoda; Insecta; Thysanoptera; Thripidae. The record is from RefSeq and is a predicted model, not a curated record. Gene Ontology annotation, cellular component: endoplasmic reticulum membrane. Gene Ontology annotation, biological process: fatty acid elongation, saturated fatty acid; fatty acid elongation, monounsaturated fatty acid; fatty acid elongation, polyunsaturated fatty acid.
GAAGGCUCGGCGACGCUGAGGAGGGAGAAAGGGAAGGGUCCAGCAGCUCCUUGGCAGUGGCCGCGGUGGCACUGGGGCUGCAUUGAGCGGACGGCGCCGCGGAGGGAAGGACAGCAUCGCGGCCGCAGCCCGCCAGUCGGGUCCUCUCCGACUUCAACGAGUAUUACCGCCUGCUCCUUUCGUCUUUCAGGAACGAAAUCACCAUGGCUUCCAUCAUCAACGCGACAACCAGCAUGCUGUCUGACGGCUACAACUUUUACCUCUGGACCCUGUCGAUAGCUGACAAACGCACCCGCGGCUGGCUCAUGGUGGACUCCCCCGUGCCGACGCUCGGCUACACCGUGCUGUACCUCGUCAUGGUGCUUGUGGGGCCGCGGCUCAUGAGGGACCGUCAGCCGUUCAACCUCAAGAAGUGUAUGAUCGCCCACAACCUCAUGAUGACGGCGCUAAACGGUUACAUCGCCGUAGAGUUACUCGUAGCAUCGACACGGAUGAAAUACAGCUACAUUUGCCAACCUGUCACCUUCAUUAACCACAAAGAGGAGCUGAGGAUAGCGAAUGCCGUGUGGUGGUACUACUUCUCCAAACUCCUUGAAUUCGGCGACACACUGUUUUUUAUUCUAAGGAAAAAGGACAAACAGCUCACUUUCCUCCAUGUUUAUCACCAUUCAACCAUGUUCUCGUUUUGGUGGAUUGGUAUCAAAUGGGUACCAAGUGGCUCAACUUUCCUCCCAGCAAUGGUUAACAGCUUCAUCCACGUGUUACUCUAUUCCUACUAUGGCUUGGCUGCCAUGGGGCCGAGAGUAGCCCAGUACCUGUGGUGGAAAAAAUAUCUUACAAUUUUACAAUUGAUCCAGUUUACGGGCGCGCUUAUUUUAGGUGUCAAUGCAAUCCGCUCUGAGUGCGAUUUUCCUAUGUGGAUGAAGUACACUCUUGUUGUGUACAUGGUGUCUUUCAUUGUGCUCUUUGGCAAUUUCUAUGCAAAGGCAUACAUCAGAAAGGGAAAACGGACAUUUUAUGGAGAGCCCAACAUGGCUUUGUGCCGGCCAUCAUAUGACCUGGACCAAACAGAUAAAAAAGAUGAAAAUGGUUAUCACAUGAAAGAACAGUGAGGAUGAAAUGUCCCAUAUGAGCCUCAAUCAAUCAUAAGAGAAGUUUGCAGCCAUUUCAAUUCUGCCUACCACCCAAAUGUCUCAAUAAUACAGGAAGUUAUGACACUACUGUGUUAAAUGAACUGCACCAUUAAGAACUAUUACAAAUUUUAUCAGUUCACUUCUCUCUUCAGACAUACAUAAUUAACUUCUACUCAGCACUUUAAAACAGACUGCCAGUUAUAAAUACGUAUAGGCCACAGGAUUACAAUGUAUGUCUACUCUCAAUCAAUAUUGUUUUUCAUUUAGAGAAUAGAAAUGAUUCAUGAUUCACAUAUGAUAGUGAUAGGGCCUGUAAUAUAGGUCCUACAGAAAAUCUGUGAUUUCUAAUAGGGAAAAUUUGAUUUUUUUAAAAUACUCUGCUCAAUGACGUAAAUAACUAUGCAAUUCAGCAAAUUAAAACCAACAUUGAACAUGCCAUUUAACCAACAAAACUUCAAAAACUCACAGCCCUUCUCUUUGGAAUUCUGUACCCUCCCAUUACAUGAGUACAAUUGCUUAAGGAAAAGGACAGUACAAAUCACAGAUAAAAUUAUCAAAUUGAUUAAGCUGAGUGUAUACUUGAAUGAUCGUGUAUACAACACCUCAUUUGAUUCUUUUGUGCACAAAGAAAUUAGAGGCCUAAAAUACUGUAGCAGUAUCUUAUACGACUACUACAACAACUGUUAAACUCGGCAGAGACACUGAAAUGAUUGUUUGAGACAAUAAUUUGCCCAAAUUGGGCUAAUAGAACUAUUCUUAAUUAAAAACCAAGGCAUGAGUCAGAAUACUUGUAGAUAAGGGAGAAAUAUUUCUCAAAUAUAGCUUCCAUGAGAGAAAAACAAAUAAGAUAAGAAAAUAAGAGGAAGUAUGUUCAAUACUUUACAUAUAUCGAAAAAGUAAAUGUAAGGCACACGAGCAAUAAUUACAAAAUACUAUGUAUGUAUUUAUACCAUAUACAUAAGUGAUUAAGUCAAAUGGAUCAAUAAAAAAUAUUUAUACUUAAAA